UUCACGUCGUCGUGUCAAUCAAGUUUGUGUUAGUUACUUGCUCCUGCUCACGCCCCAAGUUGUCUUCUUCCUUUUGUUUGAUCACAUACCUCGCUUACGCAGCUUCCUGUUCAGCUUGAAGGCAUCGUUUUCUUGCCAGUCAUUCUCACCCAUGUCAGUGCCGCAUCCUCCUCAAACCCUCUCGCACCCCCAUUCCCAAAGUGAAGAUUCCUACUCCGCCGUCGCUCGAGCCCAAGAAACUCAUUCGAUUUCAAACCCUACUUCUCCUAUUCGGACCCCGAAUUCUGAUGCAACCGGAAUGGCAACCCUCCUUCAUCUCUCAUUCAAUCAAGAUUCCGGCUGCUUCGCCGCCGGCACCAAUUGUGGUUUCCGUGUAUUCAAUUGUGACCCAUUUCGCGAGAUCUUUCGGCGGGAUUUUGGCCCUUCCGGUGGGAUUGGAUUGGUUGAGAUGUUAUUUCGGUGCAAUAUACUUGCCUUCGUUGGUGGUGGGUUUGACCCUGCAUACGCAAUCAACAAAGUGAUGAUUUGGGACGACCAUCAGUCCCGCUGCAUCGGCGAGCUAUCAUUUCGUUCUGAGGUGAAAGGGGUUCGUCUUAGAAGGGACAGAAUCGUGGUGGUUCUGGUGCAAAAGAUAUUAGUGUACAAUUUCGAUGAUCUUAGAGUGUUGCAUCAAAUUGAGACAAUUGCGAAUCCAAAGGGGCUUUGUGAAGUCUCCCAUGUCUCAGGGCCAAUGGUUCUGGUUUGUCCCGGGUUACAGAAGGGUCAGGUAAGAGUCGAACUUUACGCGUCAAGGCGGACCAAGUUUAUAACGGCGCACAACUCCCGAAUUGCUUGUUUUGCGCUUACGCAAGACGGGCGCUUGCUUGCCACCGCAAGUAGCAAGGGCACUCUGGUUAGGAUUUUCAAUACUAUGGAUGGUUCAUUGCUCCAAGAGGUGCGAAGAGGUGCUGAUCGAGCAGAGAUACACCAUCUUGCAUUCUCUCCCACUGCUCAGUGGCUAGCCGUCUCAAGUGACAAGGGGACUGUUCAUGUCUUCGGUCUAAAGGUUGAUUCAGGAUUACUGGGGCAUCGUGGAUCACAAAGUACAUCUGAAUCUAAUCCCACUAGCCCCUCCUCAGUUUCAUCCCUUUCAUUUAUUAAAGGUGUCCUGCCUAAGUAUUUCACCUCAGAGUGGUCAGUGGCCCGGUUUCGCUUGAAUGAAGGCUUGCAAUAUAAUGUUGCCUUUGGCCACCAAAAGAAUACGAUUGUGAUACUAGGCAUGGAUGGAAGCUUCUAUCGAUGCAAGUUUGACCCCAUGACCGGAGGAGAGAUGACUCAACUUGAAUAUUACAAUUUUAUGAAGCCGGAAGAGACUUUCUAGAUUUGAAUGUAUAUUUAUUCACUAUGCGUGGGCGUGGCUCUUGCUGUAAAUAGAUUUGAUCUUUUUCCGUUAACCGCCGGCACCGUCCUCUGCCUGCUUAUGUUACAGCGUUUGUAAAGCCGCGGUAGCCAAUAUCUUUCGCAGUCCUAUCGAUUGCCAUGAAUUAAAUAAAUCACCGCCGCCAAUUCAGUUUUGAA
Messenger RNA from Neltuma alba, 1557 nucleotides. Its product is annotated as autophagy-related protein 18a. Bases 152 to 1360 code for a protein of 402 amino acids. NCBI's taxonomy places the organism in Eukaryota, Viridiplantae, Streptophyta, Magnoliopsida, Fabales, Fabaceae. The record is from RefSeq and is a predicted model, not a curated record. Gene Ontology annotation, molecular function: protein binding. The transcript has 4 exons.